AUGCACUCUUGCAAUUUGUUGGAGAAGCUUUGCUCGGCCAUCUCCUUUCCGAGGAGCUCGCAGGAGCCUGUGCUUGCAGCAGAAGCACUGCCCUUCGAGCUGAUGCCGGAGAAUCCAGAUGUGGAAGUCAGCAGCAGCCUCUUGCCCUGGAAGUGCAUCCGCUUAUCUUGCUUGGCUCAGAUGGGAGUAUGGUUUAGCACCGUCUUGGUCCUCCUUUUUGACCCCAAGUAUUACGACUCGCCCAUCGCCCCCAGGGAGAUGUAUGACCCAAUGGUCCUGCAAGUUGUGCAGACAGACUGGCCGCACGACUUCUUUCGACCUGCAGCGCUGACCUGCAGUGCUGACGGCCGGCAUUUGAUGCUUGGCGACCAGUUCGCGAUCUUUCAGUCAGAUGUUGAGCUGCUAGGGGAGCACUCAAGCGAGUCCGUGGUAGAGCGCAUGGAGGAGGAGGCUAGCCGAAAUAGCACCCGUGAGACCAUCAGCCUGAGAACAAUCACCCUGGAGACUGCGGUGGCCACAACCGAGAUCCAUUUUUCCUUCAAGAGCUUUGGCUUUUUGCCUCACAAGAACAAGCUGCUUCUUCUGAAUCAAGGUGGCACGGAGGUCGCUGAAUACGCACUCCACGGACUCCAAAGUGGUAGCCACCGCUACGUGAAGACAUGGAGGCUAAGCCCAACAUUGCCACACAAGCGCCUUGAAAUCAUUCAGCCCGUCGAGGGAAAAGAGGCGCUACAAUGUGCAAGAGAUGGAUCUGGUUUUAUGAAUGCGGGAUGGAUCGUCUAUGCCGCAACAGACUCUGGACAGGUCAUUACGUUGUGUCCCACACAUCGACACGAGCUUCAUCCACUUCACAUGCUAAUCUCGCUCAGACGGCGCCGGCCAUCUCAGGAUGUGGUGGAAGUGGUGGAUUCUCACACAGGGACGACCAAGGCCUCGGCCCAGACAGUCAUCGGCGUGUAUCACGACUCCGAAACCGGAUAUAUUUGGCUACUGAAUACCAACACCGAAGGCAUGGCAGAGGUGGUCGUCUUCGAUGCUGACCGUGCAAAGGCCGAGUUAGAGUUGGCACGCAGAGCAUAUAGGCGGGCCCAUUGGUCGCUGGCCAUUGCCAUCCGGGCGCUGGUGGGUUCCCGGGAUAUGCAGCUCGUCUGCAUGAAGGCUGCAGUGGCUACAGAUCACAGCGUGGUGAUCGACUGCCGGCCUGCUGGUGGGACCGACGAGGACUAUCGGCUGGUUCCUUUGGAGAACUCGGUGUUUUGCCAGCCGGUGGAGCAUGGGCCGUGCCGCUUGGUCUACAACUUGCCAUUUCUCCAAGCCGAAAUACGCACACGGAAUGUGGUCAUGAACGACGUCUCUGCCGCCAGCAUCCCCUUCUUUGCUGUCCCCCCAAUGACCGUGCAGCAGGCCAAAGGGCCUGCCAUCGAGCUUGUUGAGGGCAAGGACCGCUCACAGUGCCACGUCGGUUCAUGA
Molecule: messenger RNA, 1470 nt
Organism: Symbiodinium natans
Lineage: Eukaryota; Dinophyceae; Suessiales; Symbiodiniaceae
Source: the annotation of a GenBank genome assembly